AUGGUGUCCAUCACAGAACAAACCGCUAUAUUGUCCAAAUAUCUUGAUUUGGACCAAAGAGGCAAGAUCCUUGCUGAGUACGUCUGGAUCGACUCCGAGGGCCAGACCAGAUCCAAGUGCAAAACGUUGUCCAAAAAGCCGCUGUCUAUCGAGGACUUGCCAGAAUGGAACUUUGACGGAUCUUCCACCGGCCAGGCUCCCGGCCACGACUCCGACAUCUACAUCCGUCCAGUUGCUUUUUACCCUGAUCCUUUCAGAAAGGGCGACAACAUCAUUGUGUUGACGGAAUGCUGGAACAACGACGGCACGCCCAACAAAUUCAACCACAGACACGAGUGUGCCAAGCUCAUGUCCGCACACUCUGACGAGGAGGUGUGGUUUGGCUUGGAGCAGGAGUACACCUUGUUCGACCAGUAUGACCAGGUUUACGCGUGGCCCAAGGGCGGUUUCCCCGCUCCUCAAGGCCCAUACUACUGUGGAGUUGGAACCGGCAAGGUCUACGCCAGAGACGUUGUGGAGGCCCACUACAGAGCGUGCUUGCACGCGGGCGUGAACAUUUCCGGUAUCAACGCCGAGGUCAUGCCUUCCCAGUGGGAAUUCCAGGUUGGACCCUGCGAGGGAAUCAAAAUGGGAGACGAGUUGUGGAUGGCCCGUUUCCUCUUGCAAAGAGUCGCCGAGGAAUUCGGAGUCAAGAUCUCUUUCCACCCCAAGCCUUUGGCCGGAGAAUGGAAUGGUGCUGGUUGCCACACGAACGUCUCCACCAAGCUCAUGAGAGAGGCUGGCGGCAUGAAGCACAUCGAGGAUGCUCUUGGAAAGUUGGCCAAGAGACACAAGGAGCACUUGACCUUGUACGGCUCGGACAACGAGAUGAGAUUGACUGGCCGUCACGAGACCGCCUCCAUGGACGCUUUCUCGUCCGGUGUUGCCAACAGAGGCGCCUCCGUGAGAAUCCCCAGAUCCGUUGCCAAGGAGGGCUUCGGUUACUUCGAGGACAGAAGACCUGCCUCCAACAUCGACCCAUACUUGGUCACCGGUAUCAUGGUGGAGACCAUCUGUGGAGCCAUCCCAGACGCGGACAUGUACAAGGAGUUUGCCAGAGAGAGCGAGUAA
This is a messenger RNA of Metschnikowia bicuspidata var. bicuspidata NRRL YB-4993, 1110 nucleotides long. It is a transcript of the gene GLN1, whose product is annotated as glutamate--ammonia ligase. NCBI's taxonomy places the organism in Eukaryota, Fungi, Ascomycota, Pichiomycetes, Serinales, Metschnikowiaceae. Gene Ontology annotation, molecular function: glutamine synthetase activity. The record is from RefSeq and is a predicted model, not a curated record. The transcript has a single exon. Bases 1 to 1110 code for a protein of 369 amino acids. Gene Ontology annotation, cellular component: cytoplasm.